Ctenocephalides felis (cat flea) is the source of this 939-nucleotide messenger RNA. RefSeq lists its product as uncharacterized. The annotation marks the transcript as partial. NCBI's taxonomy places the organism in Eukaryota, Metazoa, Arthropoda, Insecta, Siphonaptera, Pulicidae. The transcript is spliced from 6 exons. The record is from RefSeq and is a predicted model, not a curated record.
AUGGUUUCAGAACCCAGAUGUGGACCCGUGACUGGUGGAGCCGGCUCAUUGACGGUGUCUCCAUCAGAUUUUGAAAUGCCGCAACCGUUAGUUGAUCGCAGAUCAUCAGUUUCUUUAUUAAAAUGGACUCCUUCAGUGAGACGAAAUACGAAUUCAGAUUUGCCAACUCCUUGCACAACAAGACAAGUAAGUUUUAGUGGCGGGUCAACGAACACGACCGUCGUUACCAAUGCACAACCUAGAACAGAGCCAAUAUCUUUAGCAACAUUAGAUAAAGAUUGCUUCAUAAUACCCGUUCAUAGCUUAGACAGAUUUUUACCAGCUGGAGUACCGCUGCCAACCCCGUCCUCAACCAUAUCUUCCACGGAAACCACCGCAACAUCGCCAGGGCCCCUUAGUGUCCUCGAGGUGGCCGACCCAAAGUUGUGCGUACUUGCUCACCUCAUGAGCCCUUUAGAACCAAUAGAUCCUCUUUUAGAAUCCCCUUUGGCUCAUCCAUUAUUCAAACAAAGAACGGCUGCUUCAGAAUUGCUGACCGAAGUUCAACAAACAAAUACAGCACUUAGUGGAAUGUUAUUGGCCAAUAUGGAAAGAAAUGCUGAAUUUCCAUUUAUAUCAUACUAUGUGAUCAAUACGCAGCAGAAUGAUCCUGCAUUAUUUUACAGUAAUUUAAGAAGUGCUUCUUUGAGCAAAUUUGAACCAAGAGCUUUAAGAUAUACGGCAGCACAUACAUUAGACCUUUAUUGUGAAGUUGCUGCAAUAUGUCGUCCACCUUUACGAGAUGUUAGUGCAGUUAAAAGAAGUCAUACACCCACUACUGGAUAUAUCAUUAGCGUUUAUAAGGUAUUCGAAGGUGACGACGGCGAGCGAUUUGAACGCAACUGGCUGUACUGGACGGGAGCCAGGAUGUUGUACCGUUACCUGCCGCGAGCAGCAGGA